AUGGAUUAUGGUUUUAACAAUAACACAAUAACUGUUCACGCGUCCACGUUACGCCAGCACAUGAAAAACUCUCAAUUCCAUAAACGAUUCGCUCUCUUUGACCUCUGCCUCUCCCCCAAGCCCAGAACGGCUAAAAACCCCUUAUUUCCGCGAUUUUCCCCACUUACCGAUCCCUCGGACCUUUCCACUCACCUGCAGCAGGUCCGCGUCCUGCUCCUUCCCGUAGAGGCUGACCUGGUGGAGGUCGGCCUGCAGGUCCGCGGCGCCCAGCAGCAGCGCGACGGCCCUGCUCUGGGCGCACAUCUCAUUGUAGAAGAUCUUGGGCGGCAUUUUGGGUCGGCUUCAGUCCGACAUCGGCGCCGGCCAGCGGCACAACUCCGGUGUGAACGCCCGUGCAACAAUGGACUCGGCCUCGAGGCAGUGACAUCACCAGCACAUCGCGCUCGACGACUGAUGCAUCCGACUCGGAGAGGCGCGACGCGGACGUUCGCCGACGAAGACAAAUCAAUAACUGUCCUGUCCUGCACCAACUGUUGCUUUCGAUCGGCGGAGUGCGGCGCAGGAUCGGGUCGGGGGAUUUCGCCGGCGGAGCGGAAGGAGGCCGGACGGGAUGCUGCAGGAGCGCGGCUCACGCGGACUGCGGGAGAGGGUUAUUCGCGAGGUGGUGAGCUAAGGAGGGAUGGUGGCAGCCACCAAUAUAUGAUGUAACACACUGGAUCCAUAUACCCACGUUGAUGGACCACGAUGAGUUCGUGUUCUGGGACAGCACGUCAUCAUGGUCCAUGACUUGCUGGCCAAGUAAUUAUUUUUCCAAAAUUGAGUGGGGUUUU
This is a messenger RNA of Zophobas morio, 830 nucleotides long. RefSeq lists its product as uncharacterized. Bases 1 to 708 code for a protein of 235 amino acids. The transcript is spliced from 3 exons. The record is from RefSeq and is a predicted model, not a curated record. NCBI's taxonomy places the organism in Eukaryota, Metazoa, Arthropoda, Insecta, Coleoptera, Tenebrionidae.